GGUUCCAACAUCAGUAGGGGGAAAUCUUGUUGCAUGCGCUUGAAAAAGUUAAGUCACCGCCUCCAGGUAGGAGCUGAAGGGGAGAGGUGAGUUUGCAUUUGGGGCAGCCUUUGACUUGCUGAUUUUUGGACAUAGGCAAGAAUCUGCUUAUCUAUACGUUUGUUUUUGUUUGUUUUCAAAUGCUAACUUGUUUCGGAAAGCGAAUAUUUCCUUUUUGUUUCCCUUUUGCAACCUGUAAGUGGCUCACCAGGUCGGGGGGUGUCUGCGCUCGUGGGUCAGUGUCUGCCAGCGGCUUAGCCGUGAUGGGAACGUCUUGGGAUGUGAGGAAGGCAUCUGAGCACGUGCAGAGUGUCUCCCAGGGCUCGCAGAUCGGGACAUUCCACAGCGGGUGUUGAAUGCAAGGUAGUCCUCGGGGGUGAUUUUUAAUUAGGCCUAAAGCCUGGUAACCUUUGCAUUCUUUCAGAAAUUAAGAAAUAUGCAUGCAUGGAGGAAUAACACGGUGGCUAAGAACUUUGAGGGCCAUGCGAUUGCCAACUGACCAGACAAAAGCCAACCUGGCUUGCUCCUGUUACAGUUUGGUGCAGAGCUUACAGCCAAGUAAAGUUUUUAGGGAGACAAAGUUGAUGAGGCUUAUGAGUCUUUAGAUUCAAGCUGUUUUUAAAAGGGGUGGUUUCUAAAGUUUGCAAUCCUGUGGUGGAAGGAAGGAAACAGGGUGUUGACAGGGAAAUUCCUGAGUUUGACUAAUUUAUUUCUUGGGGCGUUUAUUUCCUCUUCCUCUCUUUCUAUUUUACUUUAUCCGUGGGUUAGAAAAGUCUGCAAUUUAAUUCUAAAGGCGCAGGGGAGUGAAAAAUAUAUUAAUCAUCUGUGCAUAUAACUUGGUAUGCAAAUGCCAAUAUAAAUAAAAUAUAUCUUAUUUGCAUAUACUGGAUCCAGUAUGGCAACAAGUAUAGGCCAAUACCCUGGUUCAAUUAAAGGUGUUCCAGCUUUAAGGUAUGUUUGAACACAGAAAGUGGUAGAGAGAAGACCCCUCCAAAUGUUGUUUUGAUUGCAAGUUUAUGAUUAUUUGUGCUCAUGAUGCUAAUGGGGAAGUCACAUACCUCCCAGCUUUCAAUACUGUUUGUGCUUGGGUCAUUCACACUGCUUCGGUUCUAAUCUGGAGGGCACAAGGUUGGGGAAGGCUGGUGCUUCAGGAAACCUGGUCCUAAACCAGAAAAGCACAGGUCACAUCCACAGCAUACAUUUAAAGCACACACCUUCCCCAAAUGUAUCAUGGGAACUCUAGUUUACACUUCACAGGGCUGCAAUUCCCAGCUCCCUUAACAAACUGCAGUUCCCAAUAUUGUUUGGGGGGGUAUCCAUAUGCUAUAAAGGUUUGGUGUGGGUGUGAGCAAAGGGUGGGAGGUGUCUCUGUGUAUAUGCCGUUGGUAAUUUGCAAGGGUCCUGGGCGUUUUUAUACACCCAGAGCCCAGCAUUCUGGAGCCAGUGUGGUAUAGUGGUUAGAGCGUUGGACGAUGACCUGGGAGACCAGGGUUUGAAUCCCCACUCAGGCAUGAAGGUCUCUAGGUGGCCUUGGCCCAGUCAUGAUCUCUCAGCCUAACCUCACAGGGCUGUUGUGAGGAUAAACUGAAAAGCGGGAACCACGUACAGUGGUACCUCGGGUUACAUACGCUUCAUGUUACAGACUCCGCUAACCCAGAAAUAGUACCUCGGUUUAAGAACUUUGCUUCAGGAUGAGAACAGAAAUCGUGCUCCGGCGGCGUGGCAGCAGCAGGAGGCCCCAUUAGCUAAAGUGGUGCUUCAGGUUAAGAACAGUUUCAGGUUAAGAACGGACCUCCGGAACGAAUUAAGUACUUAACCCAAGGUACCACUGUAUAGCCCCUUGAGUUCCUUGGUUGGUGGGAGGUGUAUGUAAAAUGGAAUAAAAUAAAUAAAUCUAAAAAUAUACUUACUCAGAUGUAAGUCCCACUGAAAACAGUACACUAUAGAAUGGGUGACUAGAUUCCAUGGUUUUAGGGACAGCCCCCAAAUGUCCAAAUGGUGUGGAUUUGAUUUAAAUCAGAUUGAUUUAAAUCACUAGUCAGUAACACUUGAUUAAAAUCAUUUCUUUUUUACAGAAAGACUUAUUCUUGCUGGUGUAAUCUUAAUAUUUACAACCAGAUGAAGGUUUCAUUUUUGGAAUAAUAAAUUUUCAGAGUGCUUUUUACAGUUAAAUAAAAAAUUACUGAUUUUGUUAUACUAUAAGAAAUACAUAGAUAAUUAUGAAAUUAUUGUGAGGUUUAAUAAGUUAACUGUUUAUAUUUGGGCAACUUUUCUGCUGCACUUUUUUGGAAGGAGAAAAAUAAUCACUUCCUUAGGAACAAUUUAUUUAACUAAAACAAUAACAUUAUAGCGUAUGUAUCCAUGCUUGUUAACUGAUGUGGUCAAACAAUUUUUUAAAAACAACAACACUUAGAAGAAGUUUUAGCACACAUGAAAAACUUAAAACAAAUCCUUAUUUCCUGAUGGACUAUAAUGUAACUUAAAUAGAAAACUAUCUUUGGAAAGAUUUUUCCUCCAAAAGCAUUUUAUUUUAAAAAUCCAAUUUAAAUUUUAAAAAAUCUGAUUUAAAUGAAACAAAUCUGAUUUUUUUAUUUUUAAAAAUCAACGAUUUUUAUCCACCCUGGGGUGGAUAAUAGGGGUAAAAAUACUGCCAUUUCAAAUGACCACUGCAUUGCACCUAGGGCUGUUUUGAGUAUGUCUCCCUUCCCCAACCCCAAAACCAGAGUACAGUGGUACCUCGGGUUAAGAACUUAAUUCGUUCCGGAGGUCCGUUCUUAACCUGAAACUGUUCUUAACCUGAAGCACCACUUUAGCUAAUGGGGCCUCCCGCUGCUGCCGCACCGCCGGAGCACGAUUUCUGUUCUCAUCCUGAAGCAAAGUUCUUAAGCUGAGGUAAUAUUUCUGGGUUCGUGGAGUCUGUAACCUGAAGCGUCUGUAACCCGAGGUACCACUGUACUGUAGUUUGUUGGCUUUAGGGGCCCCCCUUGAAGAUUCCUUAUAUAGGUACAUUGGAAGUUGUCUCCUACUGAGUCAGACCAUUGGUCCACCUAGCUCAGUCUACACUGACUGGCAGCAGCGCUCCAGGUUUUCAGACAGGGGGUGGGGUCUGUCCCAACCCUACCUAGAGUUUUCAGGGAAUGAACCUGGGAACUUCUGCACACAGAGCAGAUGCUGUUCCUCUAAGCCUGUACUUCUGAAAGCCUUGCAGUUCCUUUUAAGCCUGGUAGUCCUUUCUUUUGGUGUUGCACAAUGAACAGCACUCGUUUCCCAAAACCGGUUUGAAGUCCAUAUAGUGAUACCGGUUUCAUAAUUUUUGACCUGGCAAUAUACCGCGAAUCACGACGUGGAUCUUCCUCUUCACCUAAACAGAUUAUUGCUGCUCAGUACACAGAACAUGAGACUCUUAAUCUCAAGGUUGCAGGUUCAAGUCUCGUGUUAGGCAAAAGAUUCCUGCAUUGCAGGGCAUUGGACUAGAUGACCCCCGUGUUCCCUUCCAACUCUGCUAUUCUACAGUACUAUGAUUCUCUCUCUGUGUGUUUGUGUGUUAUGCAAAAAAUCACAAUGUGGGGAAAACCGUGAAGCCAGCCAAUGCCUCUACAUAGCUCCAUCCUUAUUUCAGACAUUGUGAUAUAUCGGUAUAAUGCGAUGAUAAUAACAACAAUAAUUUAUUGUUUAUACCCUGCCCAUCUGGCUGGGUUUCCUCAGCCUCUCUGGGUGGCUCCCAAUAGAAUAAUAAUAAUAAUAAUAAUAAUAAUAUGAUAAAACCUCAAAUAUUAAAAACUUCCCUAAGCAGGGCUGCCUUCAGAUGUCUUCUAAAAGUCAGAUACAGUGGUACCUCGGGUUACAGGUGCUUCAGGUUACAGACGCCUCAGGUUACAGACACCGCUAACCCAGAAAUAGUACCUCGGGUUAAGAACUUUGCUUCAGGAUGAGAACAGAAAUCGUGUGGCGGCGGUGUGGCGGCAGCAGGAGGCCCCAUUAGCUAAAGUGGUACCUCAGGUUAAGAACAGUUUCAGGUUAAGAAUGGACCUCCGGAACGAAUUCAGUUCUUAACCCGAGGUACCACUGUAGUUGUUUAUUUCCUUGACAUCUGAUGGGAGGGCGUUCCACAGGGUGGGCGAUGUUUAGCUGGUGAGAUAUCGCAAUGUUGAAAACCAGAUAUCGCCCAGCCCUACUCAUGGCAAGAAUGUCAGAAAUAGAGGGAAUACUGUAGUUAAUAAACUGUCUUGUUCUUUUUCCUUUCUCCUCACACAGGCAAUUGAUUUGUCUCUCACCUCUGCAGCAGCAAUGAAGCCCCGGCAACUCUUAAUUGCUGUGAAAAGUUUUGCGGGGCCCAGCAAGGCAGGGCGGGAGGUCAAGGUGGCCAGAGGCAGCCUGCUGUGCCUAGAGGAUGGCCGUGGGGCAUCGCCAGAUGGAACUUUCUGGGUCAGGGUCAUGGAUACGGAGAAAGUGGUUCUGCUGCCUCCACGGGUAGCCGUGGAACUGACGGGCGCCUGUUCUGGACUCCUGGAAGCUGUGACCAACGGAGAUGAGCGCCUUGCGCUGUUCAAGAAGGAGCAGUUGAUGCAGCGGCUCAGUGUUCUCCGGGAGGGAGACCAAGUCAGGGUCCAGAUCACUUCCGCCUCCGGGAAGAAAGUUCGAGGCAUCAUUCGAUACCGUGGGCCCAUAGACAAGAGCAAGCACAAUACCAGCAUCAUCUUUGGCGUUGAGCUUGUGGUGAGUUGAUGGGAAGGGCAUCUUCUGUGGAGUCCGUUAGCAGGUUUGUUUUUGCAGAAUAUGUUCUCUCCUUUUUGGAAAACCGUUAAAUGGAUAUGCAUGGAAAUUCAACAAAGGGGAAGCGUGGAAGUCACUUAACAAUGUUAAUAAGUAUAAUUUUUAAUAAGAUUAUGAUAUGUGUUUUUUUGUUUGUUUAUAAUUUUGUGAAAAUUAAUUUAAAAAUUUGGGAGGGGGGGAGAAAAGAAUAUAUUCUCUCCUUAGCACACAGGCUUCUAGUUCCUUCUUCCAAGGAAGAUAAGACCUGUACACACACACACACACACACACACACACGGGCACCACAGCUUUAUCUGCCCAUCUGUUUCUUGCCCCACAUUGUCCUAAUUUAUUUCAACGUUGAACUCAGUCGGCAAAGUAUAAUUGCAAAAAACAACAAACACAAAAAGGAUUUCACAUGCAUAGCUUCAACCUGUAUAGCUCUUUCUCUCACACAAGAAAAGGGAAAUGGUGUAGGGAACGCUGAAGGAAUUAUAUGGAAGAAAAUAUGUUCUCAGAGCAUUGGGGAGACCCAUGUUCAAAUCCUUCUUUGGCCACACAGUUCACUUUGUGAUAUUGGGCCAGUUGUGGUCUGUUGUCCUAGCCUACCUCACAGGGUUGUGGUGAGGAUAAAAUAGGGGUGGGGAGAAAUAAAGGAGGGAGCACCUUUGAGAUGAGCUCUGUUCCUUGACUUUUGUAGGGCUCAGCAGCCGGGAAGGGUUUCACCGACGGCACUUUCAAAGGCCACAAGUUCUUCUCCUGCCGGGAGAACUGUGGAGUCUUUGUCCCUGUCAACCGGAUUGAGCCGGAUGACUUGCCCGAAGGCAGCCCACCGGCGCCCCCGAGAGGCAGCGCCCGGGAAUGCACGCGGAUCCAGCUGACGACGGGAGAUCCCUUGUCUACUCCGGAACUGGAGAUUGGGGACCGUGUUUUCUUCAAGAUGGAUGACAUCACCCCCACCGGCACGGUGGUGUACUGCGACUACCUCCCCAAGAAACAGGAGACUGGGGUGUUCGUGGGGAUACACUUGGUAAGGAGGCGUCAACCCUUCUCUACUGCCCUCUGCUGGGAGGCAGAAAGAGGAAUUGGGGGGGGGGGUUCAGGCUGAAGGAACCCACUCUCCAUACUGCAAGGAAUAUUUAAUCUCACACCCAUUUUGAGUACUAAAUCCCCCAAAGUGAGUUAAAAGUCGGGGAUGAUGGGCAUUGUGACCUUAUAAAUGCUGUUGGUUAGUUGUUGUUUAGUCAUUUAGUCGUGUCCGACUCUUCGUGACCCCAUGGACCAGAGCACGCCAGGCACUUCUGUCUUCCACUGCCUCCCGCAGUUUGGUCAGACUCAUGCUGGUAGCUUCGCGAACACUAUCCAACCAUCUUGUCCUCUGUUGUCCCCUUCUCCUUGUGCCCUCCAUCUUUCCCAACAUCAGGGUCUUUUCCAGGGAGUCUUCUCUUCUCAUGAGGUGGCCAAAGUAUUGGAGCCUCAGCUUCAGGAUCUGUCCUUCCAGGGAGCACUCAGGGCUGAUUUCCUUAAGAAUGGAUAGGUUUGAUCUUCUUGCAGUCCAUGGGACUCUCAAGAGUCUCCUCCAGCACUAUAAUUCAAAAGCAUCAAUUCUUCAGCGAUCAGCCUUCCUUAUGGUCCAGCUCUCAUUUCCAUACAUCACUACUGGAAAAACCAUAGCUUUUACUAUACGGACCUUUGUUGGUUAGUUAUUCCCAUGUUAAAGCUGGCCAACAUGCUUUAAAUCUCCUGGUGCUUCAGGAAACAUGUUUAGUGAUGGCUUCUUGUGUCUCGUCCGCCCCUGAGUCCUGGGUCAUUGGUAGAGCAUCUACUUUGUAUGCAGAAAAUCCAUGGUUCAAUUAAUGGCAUCUUCAGGUGAGAUUGAGAAAAAUUCCCUGUCUGGAAUUAUUGAGAAGCACUUCCGGUCAGUCCAGACAGUACUGAACUAGAUGGACCUGUUGUUCUGAUUCAGUAUUAAUGGAUUGAUUUAGUGCAGUGGCUCCCAAUUGGUGCUCCGUGGAUCCCAGGGCGACUGCAUAACCCACCCAGGGGGGUCCAUGGCACCGUUCACAUAACAAAAACUACCAUAGAAAUAUCAACGUUGUCAAAAGUAGGGGGUCCAUGGCUUGGCUUUUGAAAAAACAGGGUUCCUCACAGAUUUAGAGCAUUUGUACCCUGCUGUUCAACUCAAAAAGGCUCCCAGAGCAGUUUACGUGCCGUCAGAACAAGACAGGCCUCACCCACAGGCAAAACAUGGCACACAAAGGAAAGGAGGCAGGAAAGGAAGAGGAACACUUCAGUAAGGCAGAUUCUUGUGUUCCCUCAAUUCCUUACCCUGGCCUCCACGCCUCACUCCAACCUACUGUUCUGGGUAUGCCCAGUGUUGGCUCCAGGUUUUGAAGGCCCAAGACACUCCCCAUGGAUUCACCAAGCCCUUCCGUAAGUCUACCUCCCCAUGACAGCAAGCCUGGGGGCUCUCAUCCAUGGGCUUUCUGUUAUGUGUGGGCCCUUUGCAGAUGCUGGCAAUGUCCGCCUUAGCACCCACCCCAGGUGUGCCACGUGGUGAUUAGGGGACGGGGAUAGCAGCCAGUCCAGAGACCCUAGACUCUUUUUUCACCGUCUCAUUCAGGAUAAACCAGUCGGGUCCUGGGAUGGCCUCUUCAGAAACCGUGUCCUGUGCCAUAUCCCAUCUCCUGAGUAUGGUAUACUCCUGCCCAUCUCUAAAGUACACAAAGGUGAGUUGUACAAUAACGAAAGUACUUGGGAUGUCGUCUGGUUUUUUGUUUGUUUUUUAUGUAGCAGGUCUGAGGGACCUUCCGUAUUUUUCGCUCUAUAAGACACAUUUUCCCCCUCCUAAAAAGUAAGGGGAAAUAUGUGUGCGUCUUAUGGAGUGAAUGCAGCUAUCUGCGCAGCUGUCACUGAAGCCAGAACAGCAAGAGGGAGAGCUGCGCAGCAAUCCCUCUUGCUGUUCUGGCUUCAGCGAUAGCCGCACAAAGCCUCUUCAACGAAGUGGGAGCGUUCCUCCUCCCACUUCGCUGAAGAGGCUUUGCACUGCUCUGUUGAACCCAGCACAGCAAGAGGGAGAGCUGCUCAGCUCCUCUUGUUGUGAUGCCUUAGCCUGAUCCUCCCUCCUCCUUCCACUUCAACAACAUUUGAUUCAGAAUACUUUUUUCCGUGUUUUCCUCCUCUAAAAACCCGUCUUAUGGUCGGGUGCAUCUUACAGAAUGAAAAAUAAGGUAUAUCAGUCCAAGGGCCUCAUUUCCAUCUGUGCAAACCUCUGGAGGCUGCAUAAAAAGGGCCCAGGAAUGGUCCCUCUGGUCUGGUGCUCUUCCCAGAUACUUAUGGGAAACCUGGAAGCAGGACCCCUGAAAAAGCAGCGUCCUCCACACUUGUGAAUCCCAUCAGUUAGUAUUCAUAGAACUGUAGAUCUGGAAAGGACCGCAAAGGUCAUCAAAUCCAACUCCAUGUAAUGCAGGAAUCUUUUGCCCAACAUGGGGCUUGAACUCACAAGCCUGAAAUUAAGGGUCUCCUGCUCUACUGGCUGAGGUUAUCCCAGCAUACUGUGGGGUUUAUGAUUUAACCGAUCUUAAUGCACUGCCAAGUGGGUCCAGUAACGGUUCCCCAGUGGGCACUAGUCCAGCAGAGUUACCAGUUAGCAGAGACUCAGUGUGGGUGGAAUGCCGGAGCACAGAUGGAAAACAAUUAAUCCACACGACAGACCAGCAGUCAGACAUAAUGACUUUUAUAUCGGCUUUUACAGCUUAAUUGGUUGCAGUAUAUACAAGGUUCCUAAACAUUUCCUUGGAGAAAGGCACAUUCUCUUGGAGAGAAUUGCUAUCUCUCCCUCCCAAAAGAACCACCGUCCAUCAAGAGUGUCCUUGCUUCUGCACAGCUUCACUGAUCCACUGCUACUCAGCAAUCUCACUGAUCCACUCUUCAGCUAGUCACAAACCUCUUCCAGAACAUAAGUUUCACUUUUCAGUCCCAGAGAAGCUACGCAUGCGCAUGGCUUCAUUCCAGUGACCUUGCUUCUCUUGGGAACUUGCUUCACACAAAGACUAAACAUAGAUAACAAUCUCUAGGCAAUUUAAUGGAAGACAAGGCUGUCAAAUGUUUGUGGCUGCCACUACCACUUACAGUAGUUUAGCCAUACGAAUAAAUCCCAGUGGUGGCUGGGGCGAGAGGCAAAUGUGGGCAGGCCAAUGAACCUUAAUUUUACCUUUGUGUAGCAAGCUGGUUUCUACACAUGCUCACAAACCCCUCCCUAUCCUCUGUCCGGAAAAGAAAGAGGCAUAAUCGGGGUUCAAGGACAAAUUCCAGCCAGGCAAAGGCAUUGAACAGGAUUGCAGAUUGGGACCAGUGAGGGCAGAGUUUCAAGGGCCAAAUAGAGGAGCCUUGGGCCUGAGGUUUCCCUUCUCCUCCUCUUCCUCCUCCUCCUCCUUCUUUGUUAGCAGGCACAUGUAACUACUUGGCUGGCUACAGAGGGAUUAAGAAAGGAUUUUAAGAAGUGUUAUUCAAUUUUUGACAACUUUUCAUAAUAAUAAUAAUAGUAGUAGUAGUAGUUGUUGUUUAGUCGUUUAGUCAUGUCCAACUCUUCGUGACCCCAUGGACCAGAGCACGCCAGGCACUCCUGUCUUCCACUGCAUAAUAGUAGUAGUAAUAAAUAGAAUAAUGAAAAGCGUCAGGUGGUCAGGUUCUAUGACAUUUUGAUAACAAACAUCAUUUUUAAAAAGUAUAUAUUGCUACCCAGCCAAUAGUAAAGCAAAGGUAUAUCUUUACAUGGGGCUUUUUGGCAGCCGGAAGUCACAGGAACUCAGUAAAGCUGUGUAUACACCACUCAAAAUUAACCAGUGACAGUUACAUUUUAUAAAUUUUAUGCAAAUUCAGAUGGUUUUCUGUGUUUUUGCAAAAUUCUUCUUCUUCCAGCUAGUGAGAGGGACCAGGCGAUGAGACCAGCCCCCUCCCCUUUUCCUGUUGGCCUUCGAAAUUUUUCCUAGGCAUUGUCCCACAUUGCCAAUUGCAUACCCUUAAGGGCUAGAAACUUGCUCAGGUUUCCCUGCCCCUCCAUUUUAAAGUUGAGAUUCUCUCCUGAACUCCAGAACUGCACACUUGGGAGGGUUAGCGGCCAAAUUGGAAGCAUAUUUUUAGGCUUGAGGUGCUGGAUUAUGUAAUCUGCUGUUUCUCUCUCUCCCUCUCUAAAGAACAAGCUGACAGAAUCCCUGAGACUUUGCCCAGCAAUUCCUCUUCACCCACCUCAGAUGAAUUUGAAGAUUGCCCGUCCCCCUCAUCCAUCAAGUAUCCCCCCAAACUGGAAGAGUGCUCGCCCAAGGAGCCCCUAAGCUUGGCUCCUUCCAGAGAACUGGGGGACCACAAGACCAAAGACUUGGGAGUUUUGAAGAAGAAGAAAAAUGGGGAGAAGGAGGAAGAAGAAGAUGAGGAGGAGGAAGACAAAGAGGAAGAGGAGGACAAGCAGUAUAACCACCACCUCUUGGAGAUCAAUUCCGUGGUGGAGGUGAACGAUCCGCCGAUCUACGGGGUGAUCCGAUGGAUCGGGGAGCCCCCUGAUGAAGAUGAAGCUAUUGCUGGGCUGGAGCUGGUGAGAACAAGGGUGUGGCAGGCUGGGGUGUGUGGCACCUGAAUCACGUGCUCAUUUUGUUGCACACAAUGGCUUCAGUAUAAAAUCUGUGCAGUGAAUUUCCAUAUGCUCUACCAAAAAUAGUUAUCUUUUGCUUGUGGGGGCAGAACGCUGGUCCGCCAUCUGUUUGAUGUUGAGCUGCCUAGUUGCAAGUCUCUCUUGGGGUGAACUAUUGGUAAUCGUUAAUUUAAUCUCGGAAACUUCACAUUUCAAAGAUGCACACGUUUUGCUCAGUUACUCUCCUUCCCUUUGGAAAUUGCCAAAAGCCAUGAAUUUACACACUUCAUGCAUCCAGCAAGGCCAGCCAAACAAACAGGGCUUCAGCACUGGAAGAUUGAACCAUUGCAGUAAUGGAUUAAGGAUCUGCCAGUUGCUCAGAAGUGCAGGUGGGCAGAGUACUGUUGUGCUUAUGUCCAAUUUUCAGACUUCCCAUAUGCAUUCGAUCAGCCACAGAAUGCUGGAUUGGGCUCUGGCCUGAUCCAGCAGGCCUAUCUUACGUUUUACGUGUGUUGGGUUGAAAUAAGCGACAGACGAAUGGCAAGGUGUCAUACGGGAGGCAUCUCUCGAGCAAGUCUCGGAGAGUCCCCUUUAUUGAAUAUUACAGCAUUUGCCACAUAUGUGCUUAUUGCUGAUUGGUUAACACAAGUACAAAGCAAAGGUUACAUUAAUCACCAAUAGAUUAAAGGUUGGGAAAGGGAGCACAGAACUAGACAGGCAUGAAACCUCCUAAUUAAAUUAUAACUAAUGAUUGAUAUAGCAAGACUUAGACAAUUACAUUCCGAUAGAUGUGGUCAACUAUGCAUUAAGAACAGGUCAGAGUAUAAUGUUUUCAUGAACUCAAUAUGAACUGAACAUUCUAGGAUGAUGAGGGAAUGUCUUGGUAUUAGAACAAUUUGUGCAGCAUGUGCAGAAGAAAAGCUUAGAAGCAAAACUUCCCAUCAUGCCACAGUCAUGUGCAGAAGCAAAGCUUCCCUUCAUACGUGAAAUGUGCUUGAACUUAAAUCUCACAGCACUGUUAUUUCCCCUCUGCGGUACUCAUUUACUACCUGUUGAGGUGCGAUGAGUCUUGUCUUGCUAUCCCAGCUGGUAUGCAAAGAUGGCAUGUGCCAUCGCAAGCUGAAGGCUUCAGGUCAUAAAAUCACAGAACUGUAGAGCUGGCAGGAACCCAAAGGUUAAUCUAAGCCCCCUCCCCCCCAAUGCAGGAGCCACAGCUACAGAAUCUUGUUAAGGAUGGGCCUUGUAUGCUUUCCAGGAGGAACCGCUGCCUUCGGGAUGCACGGAUGGCCAGUACAGAGGGACCCGCUACUUCCACUGCCAACCCAACAAAGCACUUUUCGUCAAGCUGCGCCACUGCCGUCCUGACUCGCGCUUCGGCUCUCUGCAGAAUCUGGAGAACCCUGUUUUGCGUUGCAACCCCUUGGGUAUGGCAUAGAUCAUUAUAAAUACGUUUAUGUCCCAUAUUUCCUCUAGGGAGGAGCAUGUGAUUAUCCCUCUUCCCCAUUUUAUCCUCACGAAAACCCUGUGAGGUGGGUUUGGCUGAGAGGUGGUGACUGGCCGAAGGUCACCCAGUGAGCUCCGUGGCUGAGUGGAGAUUCGAACCCCAGUCUUCCUAGUACAGUUGUACUUCCGUUUAUGUAACCCUCUGGUUAUGUAAACUUUGGGAUCUGCGCACGGCAAACCCGGAAGUAUUUUACUGGGUUUUGCUAUGCGCACAUGGGCAGAAGUGGUCCUCAGGUUGCGGAAACCUCAGGAUCCGACCGGACCUCUGGAACAGAUCCCGUCCGCAACUGGAGGUACCACUGUACAGCUCUUCUUUUUUUGAAAUAAUUUUUCUGUGAUUUUACAAGUAUAAAAUUAUAACAACACAAUCAUACACAUCCAAAUUUAAACAUUAUAGUAGUACCUUGGUUCUCAAACUUAAUCCGUUCUGGAAGUCCGUUCCAAAACCAAAGCAUUUUAAAACUAAGGCACGCUUUCCCAUAGAAAGUAAUGUGGAUCAAUGGUCUCGUUAGAUAGUAAAAUUCCUGUUAAAUUGUUGUUUUAGGUUUUUUUUAAAGUCUGAAACAGAUUAAUCCAUUUGGGGGCCCUCAAAAAAUGUAAAGGAAAAAAACCUGGAUGUGCAUUUCCAAAAUAUAAGAUGAAAAACAAAUAAAACCUACAUACAGCAACAGUGUUUUGUGUUGUGUAGGCUCCUAUGAUGUAAGUAAUGGGCCCCGCCUGCUAGCCUGCUCCCUAAAAUAUCACAAAAAAUAGUGACAAUUUGUUGUUGACAAAGGACAGCUGGACAACUAAAGGUCCCCAUUACCUUCAGUAGCUUAGGGCCUCAUCAAACCUGAAUCCGGCCCUGUGUCUUAUACAUUUUUGCUAACUUACUGGGAGUCAGAUACCCCUAGUACAGCACUCUUAACCAUUAUUCCACACUAGCUAUCUGUGGAAGGAGCAAGGAAAGGAGGAGGGCUGAAGCCCAGUGACUCCCAAACAAGAGAGUUGGAAGCGUUCCUUGGAAGGUUAACCCAUCCCAUCAGAUGUAUCCCUGUUCUGUGCCCAUUGAAGCUGGGAGGCAUCUUGCAGCAUUAAUCACCUCCCCACUGCUCUGCCAGUGUAUGAGGGAAGGACCAUAGAUCAGUGGUAGAGCAUCUGCUUCCCAAGGUUCAGCCCUCGGCAUCUCCAGGUUGGGCUGAGAAAGAAAUUCUGGAGCACCACUACCAAUUGGUGUAGACCAGGCAUGGCCAAACUUGGCCCUCCAGAUGUUUUGGAACUACAGUUCCCAUCAUCCCUGACCACUGGUCCUAGCGAUGAUGGUAGUUGUAGUCCCAAAAUACCUGGAGGGCCAAGUUUGGCCAUGCCUGGUGUAGACCAAUGUUGGGUCUCUAGCUGUUGUUGAACUACAAUUCCCAUCACCCCUGACCCGCUGGCCUUGCUAGCUAGGGAUGAUGGGAGCUGUAGUCCAACAACAGCUGGAGACCCAGGUUUGGGAAACACCGAUGUAGACAAUAAUGAACUAAAUGGCCCGAUGGACUGACUUGGUGUCAUGCAGCUUCCCAUGUGUACACAGUGAUUUCAUCCUGGGGGUGGGGGGGGAGAAAGACCGACCCGUUUUCCCUGUCACUUCUAAUGUUUAACAGCUCACUGGGAACCCCAGAGGCAUCUCCACUGCCUAUAAAGCACAAGGUCAAAUCCGUGAGCAACCAGGCAAAGGGCAAGAUGCCAGGAGGCCCUGUGUUGUUCCUCACCUGUUCUCCCUCUCUCCCCAUCCUCCCGAAGACUUCCGUGGGUACACCAGCAGCAGAGUGGAAGAGGACACGCCACCGCCGCCGCUAGGUGACCAGGGCAUGGAGCAUCUCUCGGGAUGGAAGAAGGGGAUCCAAGGUCACUGCAACUCCUGCUACCUGGAUGCCACUCUCUUCUGGUAAGGUUGCAGCGGGGAGCUGAUGUGAUGCAGAGACCAAGAAAUUUGCUUCCUAAGACUGGAGCAGGUGGAAGCUCUGAACAGAUCUUGGGAGGAGGAGAGGGAAGGGAAAUUCCUUGUGUAAACAGGAUGACUGUUGGAUAUCACCCCACAAAAAUUAUUUCAUGUAGAUACAGGCAUGUCCAACAGGCAGAUCACAAUCUACUGGUAGAUCGCGGGGGUGUUGCAGGUAGACCACGGAAUGAAGUUUAGUGAGCACCUUUGGCCAACCCUCCCAUAAAAAAAGGUCAACAACUCCUGGCAAUGACAAUGAGUAGAUCACAGUCAGUCUUUUUAUACUGUGAGUAGAUAACAGUCUCUUGGGACUUGGACGUGCCAGAAUAUCUGCACAUAUGUUAGAAAUUGCAAAUCUGUCACUUGGGACCAAAACGUGGAUUGGCAAGUUGAUUAAACAUUUCCGUUCUGACAACCACAGUAUUUGCUGCAGAGAUGCCAACAGAUCCAACAAUUUUAGCAAGGAGGGAUAACUUCUCCAUAACUGGACAUGUAAACGUUGCAUGAUCUUAUCUUAGAGGGUGGUAAUUGCCAGCUUGGAAGCAAUAUCAUUUCAUUUUUGUUAGAGCAGCUGAUGAAAGCAGAAGCUGAAAUGUUUUGCCUCAUUAAGAAAAUUGGGUGAGGGUUUUUUUGUUGCUGAAAUCACAGGAACAAUAUACUAACUUUAGGUAAAAGUAAAGGAACCUUGGACCAGUCCAGUCCAGUCAAAGGUUGCGGCACUCAUCUCUUUCAGGCAAAGGGAGCCCGUGUUUGUCCUCAGACAGCUUUCCAGGUCAUGUGGCCAGCAUGACUAAACCGCUCUUGGCGUAGUAGGAUACCGUGACAGUAACCAGAGUGCAUGGAAACGCCAUUUCCCUUCCCACCACAUCAGUACCCAUUUAUCUACUUGCACUGGUAUGCUUUCAAACUGCUAGGUAGGCAGGAGCCAGGACUGAGCAAUGGGAGCUUACUCUGUCAUGGGGAUUCGAACCACCAACCUUCUGAUCGGCAAGCCCAAGAGUCUCAGUGGUUUAGACCCCAGUGCCACCCGCAUCCCCUUUUCUAACUCUGUACACACAGAGAGGUAGGUAGAUAGAUAUAAAAGGCUGGUUGUCCUCUUUUGGACUUAAAAAGACAUACAUAUCAUCUUCUCCGUUCCCAUUCCCUGGACUAAACGCUAGAAGCUGCUCCUAAGAGGUGGUAGGGGCAGAAUUCAGACAUCUCAACAACCACACUUUCUUUUUUUCUCGCUUGUAGCAUGUUCACUUUUACCUCAGUGCUGGAUUCGAUGCUGCUGCGCCCAGCAGACAAGAACGAUGGUCCGUCUUACACUGAAACACGGGAUCUGCUGAGAACGGAGAUCGUCAACCCUUUGCGCAAGUAAGUUCGUGUCGCCCUAGCCAUGGCUAAAAUGCCUCGGCUACUUCCUCCUCUUCCUUGGAUCAGGCCUAUGCCAUCAGGAGCCGUAUGUAAUGGGUAGGAUAAUGUCACAAUAUGGCAUAGUUCAUUGGAUUUGGCUCUGCGAUGACAUCGCCGAGGGAAAGUGAAGGCAAAGUUACAUUAAGAUGUAUAAAAUUUGAUGGGUCUUUCAGAAAAACUCUUUGCUUUCCCACACUUUGAGUCGCUUCCCAAGAAAUCCAUUACAUUUUCUGCUGGUGAACAUUUAAUGGGGAAAAAAUAGAAAAUGGGGGGGGGGGGGGAGUUCCAGAAGAUUGUUUAUCCAUUUCUUUGUAAACCUUAAGAAAUAAGUACAGGUAAGCGAAGCCUCUUUGACCAAGCCUCUGAGCUACUUGGGUUUCUUCUGAGCCUUGUAUUUCAUUAAAAUGCUCCCAUUUCAGUAGAAUUCAGAGUGAUUUUGCUGAAAAUGUAGUACUGCUUAUAAGCAUGUGUUACAUACUGCUGCUGCUUUUCCCCACCACCACUUUCUCUUUCAAAUCUAACCUGGUGAUAACACCAUCGUUGUUGUUGUUUUGUUUUUUUGCGGCGACAGGAAUGGAUAUGUCUGUGCCACCAAAAUUAUGGCCUUGCGGAAGGUUCUGGAGACGGCUGGACACUCCUCUGGCUUCACCCAUGAAGAAAAAGGUUUGAUGGCAGCCUGUGCAACGCUGUGGUGUGCUUGUGUGUUGGACUUUGGAUAACUCUGUAUAACGAAUUAGGAAGGGAGAUGGAUUCUGUGAACCUCAGAGCAUUGUUCCCCCAUUCUUUGUGCAUCAAACAAACGAGCCCCCAAAGUGCUACAUUAAAAUCCAGUUCUCAAUUUGCAGUAUAAAACAUGUUGCCAGAAAGGAUGAGGAUCUUAACUCUCAACUUGAUAACUCAGGCAGCAUGAUUAGUUAGGUUUUUUUGUUUGUUUUUAAGAAAUUGAUGUGACGGGUGGGAAAUUACUUCAUGUCCUCUCCCCUCACAGACCCAGAGGAAUUUCUCACCCUGCUCUUCCGAGUGUUGAAAAUGGAGCCACUCUUCCAGAUUCGGUGAGUAAGGCUUACCAUCCAUUUGCUAGAUGUGUGUAUAUCUUCUUAUAGACAUAAAAAUGUAAGGUUGUUGUCAUGCUGCAGCUCACAUGACUGUCAAUAAGUGGCAACUUCCAACUCCAGCAUAAGCACCAACUGGCAGGAGCAGCAGAGGUGGCCAGUGGCCCAGGCAUGACUGGAGGGUGGGGAGACACUUCGCACAGCGUUUUAGCUCCCCACCUCCUGUGAAGGGGAAUUGUGGGUGAAUCAUGAGGGGGAGGAGAUUGGAGGAAAGGGUGAACUAUGAGUAGAUAGGGUAGGUGGCUCGCUUAGAUGUUGAUGUCUUCUCACCUUUAUUUUAUCCUCUUCCCAUGAAGCUCUGCUGGUCAGGACCCCCACGGCUGCAUUUUCUACCAGAUAUUUAUUGAGGAUCACCUGACCCGGGCAGUGCCCACAGUUCAGGAGCUUCUGGAGGGGUCUCUGGUCACUGGGGACCUCAAGUUCACAGAGGUGAGUUCAAGGACUGGAAAGAUGGUUGGGAUCAAGUUCCCCACCACCAUGCAUGUUUCUGCAAGAGACCAUAAACAGGUUCCAAAAACGGAGGUCACCUGUGUUUAGGAGACCUCAUUUGUGUGGUGAAUGUUAUGGAAAGGGCCCUAUCAAUAACUGCCAUCCAUUCUCCCUCUUCUCCCAUUCCCCAUGCUUCCUUACUCCCUGGCAGGCCCCCUCUUGCCUCAUCCUGCAGAUGCCACGGAAUGGGAAGAACUUCAAGGCCUUUCGCACCAUACAGCCCAGCCUGGAACUUGACCUCACUGACCUUCUGGAAGACAGUAAGUGGUGGUGAUGGAGUGAAGAGGGAAAAGGGUGAUGAUGAUUUGUUUUUUUAGAGGACUGUCUCAGAGGGUAUGGUGCAGAAAGUGUUUGAGAAAGAAAAGAGGAGUGGGAAUGAAGAUGGAUUUGAGGAACCUGUCCUUUUUUUUAAAAAAAAAUGCUGUAUCUCCAUGCUCUCCGGAAGCUAAGCAAUAAUUUACAGAAAGGAUGAGAAGCCAUUCUUUAGUCCAAGGGACACAUUCCAUAGUGGGCAAGAUCCUGAGGGCUGGUGCGUGAGUGUGAGGAAGGAAGGAAGGGUGUGUGUGUGUGUGUGUGUGUGUGUGUGUGAGAGAGAGAGAGAGAGAGAGAGAGAGAGAGAGAGAGAGAGAGAAGAAAUGAAUAGACUGGUAGUUAAAAGAAUAAAGAAGGUGUAUUACUCCUGGAUAUACUGGUGGGGAAUAAAGUCACAGGCAUUUGGCUUUUUGCUCCUGGGAGGUUACUCAAAGGAACGUGGCUUUUGGGUUGGAAAAAUGGGUUCCCAGCCCCUGAAAUAAAGAGGUCUACUUUGGAGGGAGAAAACUACAAGUGGACAGGAAUGGAGAAGGAGGAAACAUUACCAAAACAACAACAACAACCCCCUCACUAUAUUUCAGCCACUUUGAGCUCCUUGGAAAAAACACAAACUUCUGAUAAUUGACUUCUAGAAAUAAAGUUGGGUGAAGAAGGGACUUCGUUUUAUCUGUUGGGGGGGGGGGGAAGGCUUCUUAGUCAAACUUGCAGAACAGAAAGGUUUUUCCAAGAGUUCCAAUCCUGGGUUGGAAAGGCAUUUUCGGAAUGAGUGCAGUGGAAGUGCUUCUAGUUUACCAUCGCUAUAGUUGUUGUGCGUGUGUGUUUUUAGGCUAUUUGCGUCUUUAAGCCAAGACUUCCAUUUCUUUGACUGACCCAAAUGUGUCCAAUCAACCCAUCGCAGGCCCUCGAGAGUGCUGCAUUUGCCAAGGGCUGGCUGUGACUGAGUGUCUGGAUUGCUACAGGGACCACAGCUUUGGCGCUCGCCACAUCAAGCAGUUCUGCAAGCUUUGCAGUCAGCAGGUACCGUGGGGUUGGUCACCAGCUUAUCAAAGCGGGAUAGAAUGUCAUUGCUUUCAUGUUAUCUGUAUACCGCAUAUACAAAAAUGGUCUUUUAAGCAGUUCACAGAGAAUUCUGCAAUAUCUUUGAGCGAAAAUGAGUCAUAGUGGGGAAUGGGAGAUUGUAGGCUGUCUAGUCCAGUCACCUCAAACUCUUUAAGACCUAGGAAUCUCACCUUUAGCCCAAAUAUGUAUUGGGUAGUUGAAGAAUGUAAUCCAGAAUGUGGCAGCCAGACUGGUGAUUGGGAGCGGCCACCAAGACCAUAUAACACCGGUCCUGAAAGACUUCCAUUGCUCCCAGUAUGUUUCUCAGCACAAUUCAAAGUGAUGGUGCUGACCUUUAAAGCCCUAAAUGGCCUCGGCCCAGUAUACCUGAAGGAGCGUCUCCACUCCCAUCAUUCUGCCCGGACACUGAGGUCCAGCGCUGAGGGCCUUCUGGCGGUUCCCUCAUUGUAAGGUUACAGAGAACCAGGCCAAGGGCCUUCUCUGUAGUGGCACCCGCCCUGUGGAAUGCCCUCCCAUCAGAUGUCAAGGAAAUAAACAACUAUCUGACUUUUAGAAAACAACUGAAGUCAGCCCUUUUAAGGGGAUUUUUCAAUGACUGAUGUUUGAUUGUGUUUUUUUUAUUAGGUUGGGAGCCGCCCAGAGUGGCUGGGGAAACCCAGCCAGAUGGGUGGGGUAUAAGUAAAUAAAUUAUUAUUAUUAUUAUUAUUAUUAUUAUUAUUAUUUUAUUAAUAAUAAUUAUCUUGGGAUUGGGCAGCCAAGUGGAUUAAGAAUGAGUUUAAUCCGUCAACAUGGACAAGCUCAACCUCCAACAAAAUAUUGCAGCGCACCCUCCCUUCCUAGCAGGACUGUUCCUGUUUAGGGUGGUCAGCCAUGCUCUCCCUCCCAACAGGCUGGUGCGCCAUUCAGCAUGUGGCCGCUUCUUCUGAAAGAAGCUGAAUUGCCAGACAUCAGGGAAAUAAACAACUAUUUUGACUUUUAGAAGACAUCGGAAGGCAGCCCUGUUUGGGGAAGUUUUUAAUGUUUGAUGUUUUGUCAUGCUUUUAAUAUUCUGUUGGGAGCUGCCCAGAGUGGCUGGGGAAACCCAGCUAGAUGGGUGGGGUAUAAAUAUAUUAUUAUUAUUUGUCCUGCUGGAUUGGGCAAGUGACCCAUCUAGUCUAGCUUCCUGUUCCUGCAGUGGCCAACCAGUUGCCUGUGGAACUGAGCACAAGAGCUCUUUUCCCUCUUGUGGUUUUGGGAAUAUCAUAUCCACACGUUCUGUGUGGAAAAGCACUUUAUUUUGCCUGCCCUGAACCUUCCAAUAUGCAGCAUCCGCUGGAUGUCCCUGAGUUUCUAGUAUUAUGAGUGAGGGAGAAGACCUUCCCUCUUUUUUCUACCUCAUUUCCUGCCCUCUGUAGGUCCAUAAACACCGUGCCCGGCGCAGCCACCAACCUCGCCCUCUGCAUCUCCCCGAGGAGCUUUCCCGCUUGGGCUCCUUGCCUGACUUCAUCCCCCGCCAGACCAUGCAGCUCUUCGGCGUCCUUUGCAUCGAGACCAGCCACUACGUAGCGUUUACCCGCCAUGGCCCAGAUGUUCACCAGUGGCUCUUCUUUGACAGUAUGGCUGACCGUGAGGGUGAGUGGCCUUAUCCUGCCUGUUUGGAAGAACACCCAGAGCUACUUCCUGUCAUAAACUAGGGAAAAGGGGUGUGGGUGGCGCAGUGCUGUGGUCUAAACCACUGAGCCUCUUGGGCCUGCUGAUCAAAAUAAUUAUUAUUGUUAUCGUUGUUAUCGUUAUUAUUUAUUUCUGCCCCGCCCAUCUGGCUGGGUUUCCCCACCCACUCCAGGCAGCUUUCAACAGAGCAUGUUGCCUGAAGGGUGGGAUAUAAACUGAAUGAAUUAAUAGUUAUUUCCCCCCAUGUAGAUACACUUUUUGGGGAGCCUUUUGCUUACUUUUUCUCCUUGUCUUCUCCUCCUCCUCCUAACCCUAUUAAUUUCCUUAUUUUUCCAGGUGGGCUGAAUGGCUUUAACAUUCCCCAAGUCACACCCUGCUCGGAAGUAGCGGACUAUUUGGCAAUGCCCCCUGAGGCACUCCAAGGCCUGGAUCCUAAAUCCUUGCCCAUAUAUGCCCGCCGGCUGCUUUGUGAUGCCUACAUGUGCUUCUACCACAGCCCUUCCCUUGGCCUGUACAAAUAAUACUUCCCUGGGUGAAGAAUGUGAGGUUCCAAGGGAUGGAAAUACAGAAUUCUAGGACUCCCAUGCCUGCACAGGUUAUGCUGUAGAUGUGGCUGGGAACCUGAGUCUCAAACCAGAGUUGUCCAGAUUCCCAGCCCCCAACAAACAGUGUGGAAAUGUGGGCUACAGCUGCACAGAGCCCACUUCCUGCUUCAGGAACAUUCUCUGUCCUGAUUGGCUUGCAGUAAUCCCUACCUGGAUUGGAUGCAUUGCACACUGGUUUUUAGAGACUGGCCUAUGCAAACUUCUUAAUUUAGGUUGGGGGUGGUGGUGUUUUCUCUCUCUUCCUUUUCAACCCAAGGGUUACAUUUCCUCACGGGCAAAUUUUCUGGGGCCACAUGUGUGUUGGUUAGGCAAAAGUAGUUGGAGCACUUUUCUCAUUCAAAAUUUUUAAGUUUUUGUGCCAUGCCUUGGAGGUUGCUACACACACACACUACUCGUGUGAGAAGCAGCCUCAAAAAUUCAGAAGUGCAUUCCGGACAGUAAGAAGCACAUGAGGGAGUGAAACUGGGCCAAUGAGGGUUGUGGCUUGGGAGAUGUAGUGCUGCCUUAUAAAAAGACACGGCCUGGUGGGGGCAUCUUGAGGGCCAUAUAGCCAGGACCAGAGGACCGCAUUCAGCCAUUGGGCCUGAGUCCUGUCCCUUCUGAUUUAGACAAGUCAUCACUGGAGUCUUUACCCUCACUCCAGAGUAUUGGUGGUAGCUACUCCACAUGGACAGAAAAACUGCUUGUCAUCCCUUCAGACCAGGAACAGGACACCUGUGGUCCCUCCAGAUGUUGUUACUCUAAUUCCCUUCAUCCCUGGUCAUGGACUUGCUGGAGCUGAUGGGAGUUUGAGACCAGCAACAUCUGGAGGGCCACAGGUUCCUCACAGCUGCUUGAAACAUUCCACUGACAGAGGCACUUUGUGUGUCAGUGACUUCUGUUUAUGUUACCUGUGGCCACCUCUGUGCUCUCCUCCUUCCUGCCCACUUUGAAUAGUAUGUAUUCAUUGAUCCUAAAUUACUGUAUUGUGAAGGACACCCUCGUGCCACACAAACCUGUGUGAACCUUGCUGUCCUAGUUGGACGUUGACCAAGUCUUCCCGCUAUCUGAAGUUCAGGUGAGAACUGACUGGAGGGCGUCUUUCACCUGUGGCGCCUCAUAAUUAGAAUUCCCUUUCCAAAGAAGCUUGCCUGGUACCACUUUUGUCCUCCCAGCACUAGGCUGAGGCAGAAUUGUGCAGGUAUUCCAGCAUUUUGUGUAGCUGGGGUUUCAGGUUUCUGUGCAUUUUUUAUUGUCGUUGUGUAAAGGCCAACAUUUUUGUACUGUACAUUUGAAUUUCAAUGUAUUUGUGUGCAUUGCUUUCAAGGCACGCUAGCCUGAGAGCUUUUGCUGAAAGGGUGGUUUAUAAGCUUUAAAAUAAACACAUAGCUGUCUCUGCCUUC
Messenger RNA from Podarcis lilfordi (Lilford's wall lizard), 21890 nucleotides. NCBI's taxonomy places the organism in Eukaryota, Metazoa, Chordata, Lepidosauria, Squamata, Lacertidae. The record is from the annotation of a GenBank genome assembly.